This is a messenger RNA of Trichoderma virens Gv29-8, 411 nucleotides long. RefSeq lists its product as uncharacterized. The transcript is spliced from 2 exons. NCBI's taxonomy places the organism in Eukaryota, Fungi, Ascomycota, Sordariomycetes, Hypocreales, Hypocreaceae. The record is from RefSeq and is a predicted model, not a curated record. The coding region runs from base 1 to 411 and encodes 136 amino acids.
AUGAUUACCACUUCUUCUGUCGCUGCUUUCGUCGCUGCUGUGGCCAUCCUGGCUGCUCAACCAAGCAGCCAGGGGACCGCCCUAGGUGGUGUCGACAUGGUAUUUUGCUGCCGGUCGCAAUACGGAGGCUACCAGGCGAUUUAUGGCAAUAAUUGCUAUGACUGGUAUUGCUCUAGCGACCCAAUUUCUAAUCAACCGCACAAACCCAUCGACGUGGAUGCUUGCUGCGCAGCGCAAUAUAACGUUCCUGGCGCUACCGCAAAUUGCCCUGGUACUACACCAUGGGACUGGGACUAUAUGCCUUUUCAACAAAGGUAUUCUGAUCACCCAAGCAUUUCGUAUGAUCCACACGCAGGUGUAUUUAGAUUUAAGAUCUUAGUUCUCGUGAAUGGAAGUGUCCAGACUCACUAA